Molecule: messenger RNA, 10576 nt
Organism: Spirodela intermedia
Lineage: Eukaryota; Viridiplantae; Streptophyta; Magnoliopsida; Alismatales; Araceae
Source: the annotation of a GenBank genome assembly
AUGUGGACAAUCUCUAGAUCUCUUUACGAAGUUGAGAGAUCAAUGAAAUGGGUUGUCGAAUUGUCCUGGUGGCUGUCACCUGGUGGAGUGGAAAAAUGGUGACUUUAUAGCUCUCUGGUGGUUGUCACCUGACAGAGAAGAGCUAGAUGAAGGUAGGGCACGUGUUAGGGAACUUCAUCCUCAGGUCUGUGUAGUAAGAGGAGCCUCUUCAUCGAAUCUAGUACGCUCUCAAGGGGUGGUGACUCGUCUCCCGGCGGACCGUCCUCUUUCCUACAAUGGCUUGUUCGUUGAUCAAUUAGAGAUGAUUUACUUGAUCGAUUCGUGAUCCUUUUAUCACGAAUCAUUUUGUAAUUUUAGUAACAAUACUCUGCAAAUCAUGUUGAUGAGAUUUUUGCCGAUGAUCUAAUGAUUUUGGUGGCUUAAUACUUCACCGACAAUUAGGAAAGUCAUGAUAAUUAGAUAAAAAUAUGAAUUAGGGCUCUAGGAGGAUUCAAACUUGUGCUGAUUGCUCGCCUAUAUGAGAGAGAUUGAAAUAACUAAUCUAAUGCCCUUAUCAAGUGACAUCAUCAUGAUAUAUCUCUAUUAUAAAUAAGGGGUAUUUUAGGUAUUAAAAUCUUCGAAGCCUUUCGAAGGAAGAUGUGAUGUGGGUUUAGUCUCACAACGCUUGUGCGUCGAAGUUUUGGGUGAAUGUAUAGUAAUAUUAGAUUUGCAAGUAAUGAGUCUCUUUCUCCAGUGUGUAUGAUCACUCCUUGCCUUACAACCAAUUGGCCAUCGAUGAUGUGGAAGGGGAGUGGCGCACAUAUGCCCCCAUUAGUCUUAGCUGCUCGAGCCCUUGCUUGUGGCUCCUCCUUGACUAUGCUUUUGACCCACUUGUGGGCUCAACUGGCUGACGGGUCUGCCCCCGUUUUUCUAUAUUUUUAUUUUUAUUUCUUUUUCUUCAUUUUAUCUGAAAAAUAAGACUAUAAAAAUCAUAUAAAUUCAUAAAAAAUCACAUAAUUAGACAAAAUUCAUGUUAAUCAACUAAAAACUAGUUUCAUACUUUAACACAAAUAUAAGCCUUUUAAUCAUGAGUUAAGGCUAAAACUAUAUUAUUUAUUAAUUAUUAACUCAUGAUAAUGAAGACUUAUUACCUAGUAAUCAGCAACUAACCUUAAUGAACUUUGAGUGGCUUUAAAUAUAAUAAGUCAGCCUAAUACAUGCCAUAUUGAUUCAAUUUAUUGUGGGUAGAUAGAGUAAAAAGUGGUUAAACACACUAAUAUGAGAAAUAUUGAUAAACUAAAUAAUUAUGUAAAAUUUCUUAAAAGGAUUCAUAAUAAUCAAUAAAAAUAACUAAUAGCCAUUUGAUGAUAAAUGAUUGAUGAGAAGAUGGCUAUUAUGAGCAUACCUCAUUGAAAUGACUCAUUCAAGCUCCAAUGUAAUAGUUGAAAAUGUUUCUUUGGAGAGAGGGUUGGUGAGGAUCACAUGAAAUUGUUUAUAAAUUUUAAUAAAGUUAAUAGAAAUAUAUCAUUGAUUAACAUGAUCUCUAUUAAAGUGAUAUUUAAAUUCUUUGUGCUCAAUUCUACAUGAAGGGGCUCUAGGUGAUACUUGUAAUAAAGUUAGAAAGGCAAGCUAUAUGAAAUCUGUCAUGUAAAGAAUUUGGCGAAGUUAAGUUUUACUUAUAUAAAGGAGAAUAUUGAAAAUCAAUAGGGACCAUUGAAUAGUGAACAUGGGCCAAGGAAAGGUUAACAAUUAUAAAUUUCUAUGUUCAACACAUAUGAGAUAUUACUAUGAUAGUCAAAUAAAGUUAUUGUAUCAUCUUAAUAUAUCAAUUCAUCCAACCAAUAUGUGUCUACAUGCAUUAGUUUAUAUUGACUCAACACCUAUUGUGUCACCAUCAAUUUUGAUAUAUAAUCUAAUCAAAAUAGGAACUAACAUUAUCUUCUUUCAAACUAUCAAGAAAUUGGCUGAGGAAAUUCAACUGGCCAAUUUUUUCAUAUUCCUCUUAAAAAGAUAGUUAUGGUCUAUUGAAACUUUGCUUGUUUUUCUUUUGGAUCCAAUGCUUUGUCUAUAAUUUUUUUUGCUUGUCUUGAGAAGGUGCAACCAAUCUAAGACACCUAAAGGAUGCAGGAAGAUGGAAACUUAUGAGCUAUGACUAUGCUGGGUACUAAAGAGUAGAAAAUAUUGCUCUAUGUGAAGAAGAUAUCUAUGUAGUGCAAAUUUCUUGAAUUUUGCUUGAUCUAUGGUUGAUGUAGAGCCAAGCUUGGGGGUGAGCAGUGUGAAAUUUCUGCUUUUCUCAAAACAUCAGUUCAUGAUAGGGAUAAUUAAUUUAUGGAAGAGCAUGUGUAAUUCUAAAAUGGUGAUGAUAGAUAUUAAAAAUUAAUCUCUUAAAAAAAAAGGUGAAUGAUCAACAAAAAAGCGAUUCCCCUUAACAAAUGCACAUAGUAUAGUCUGAAAUGUGGCUUAUCAGCUUAUUUUGACACUCUAGGCAUUAAAGGAAAUCAGAUUAAUUGGUGAAAUAAAAACAACUUUCCCAUUAUCCUUAAUGAUAACAUGCACUCUUAUCAUGCAUUUACACUUAUUUACUAUCAUUUAGUGCAUUAAAUUGAUAUAAAUAAUUUAUGUUACCAUUUAAUUCUUGCAUAUUUUGAUCAUUCAUGCAUAAAUAUAUAUUUUGAUAUUUUGAUAUUAUUUUAAGAUAAAAAAAUUUAAAGAAUUAUGAAUGAAAUAUUUUGAUGUGAGUUCUAGAACUUUCUAGAAUUUAUUCUGGAUUUUUUGAAAAUUUAUGGAAUUUCUUAUAAUUUGUAGGAUUUUAUAGAUAUUUUUAGAUAUUUUAUAGGAAUUAAUAAAGGCAGAAAAUAAAAGAAAAUCGAAACAGGCCAGGGCUGGGCCAAACCAGGUGGGCCAAGCCAAGUGACUUGACGAGCUGGAAUAAUAAGAGGCUGGCCAUAGAAUUGUCAAUGGGUUGGUGACAAAAGUGGAAUUGAUAGGUUAAUAGUGAAAGUAGAAUCGACAGGUUGGCCUGAGACUUACAUGGAUGUGGUGUACGUGGUGCAUGCAAUUUCAAUGGACUAUUGCCGACGUGACAUGAUCUCUGAUGUUCAAUCAAAAUCGAAUAGAGAUCUCCUUUUAAACCCACCCCUAUGCAAACAUACUCUCUUUUCCUAUUUGUUCAAAAACAAAUGAGAAUUAUUGACCGACAACCUUUGUUCCAUUUCAAUGUGUAAUAGUUUGGUACCAUUGGAAAUUUCUUGAAGAGACGAUUCAAUUGAUACAAACUAUUCACAAUUUGGCUAGUUAUUGAGAAUGCAAUCUCUGUUGUUGUGGAAAUACUUAUAAAGUCUUUAAUCAGGCACACAUUUGAUCAUUCUAGUGGUAGUCUAGAUUAGUGUGAGGCUUGCCUAAUAAUUAAGACUAAUCUAGAUAGAUUUAUUUCCAUUCUACUUGUUUCAACCAUCAGAUUUAGAGAAUUUUACCGUUAAUGAUAUAUUUCCUCAUUUUUCCUCUUUCCAACAACCGAUUUUCAAUCAAUUGGUGAUUUUUGUUAUCUUCUUUGAUCUCAUUCUUUAAUCCUUAUAGUUUUCUUCUUACUUCAUCAACCAAUUUUAUUUCAAUGGCACGAAUCGCAUGCUCCUUGUGGAUUGACCUCGAACUUGCUGUCAUAUUUAAUCUUUCAUAGUUUAAUCGGUAAAAUUUGGGUUUAUAAAUAUUUUAAUCGAUUACGUUUGAGGUAUUUCAACAACCCUCAAUCAUGUUUUAUCACUUAACAUACUAUGAAAUAACUUUAUUUUACUUUCCGAUAGAGGAUUAUCUAUGGGUUUUCUUUAAUUUGUACCAAAGCUAUUUCCCCUCUGACUAUUUUUUUCUUUAGUUUGAAAUUUUCUCAGUAAAUCUAGUUGAUUUCUUUCUCGAUUAUUUAUUUGCUGUUCUAUCUCUAUAUAUUUUAAUGAUUGAACGUAUUUAGGACUAUCUCAUUCAGAAAUUAGGAUUCUGCAAAUUUAUUCCUUAGUUCCCUUUUAGAUCUUCCUCACCUUGUUGGUGAAAGGGGGCCAAGUUUUGGAGGGUCUGUUGUAGAGGCCUUCUCCGCUUGAUGAACUUUUACCGGUAUUAGGUGGAAGUCUUGUCAGGUGGGUGGUCGAUCAUUUUCGAAUUCUAUCGAAUCAGACGAGAUGAUGGGACGGGGAAUCCUCGGUUUUCUCGUUCUUCCGGUCACCAUAUGCCUGUGCUGGGGCGGUUUUUUCUUAUGGUGGAGCGCCGGCAACUAGCGCCAUAAGAAAAAGAACUCUGCCUUUCUGUCAUGGUCCACCCAAGAUGAUGGGUGUCUGUGGAAUGAGCUGUCCGGUAUAAUUAAAUGUAUAUAAGAAACAUCUUUCUCAUUAGCCUGACUCAAAAAUAUUUUUAUUUAACUUUCAAUAGAGGACUAGGCUGUUGGUGUAAUUCUAUGGGUUGUCUUUUCUUUAAACUGAAGGUAUUUCUCUGACCAUUUUUUCCCCCAAGUUUGGAAAUUUACCAGUAUAUCUAGUUGCCUCCUUUUUCGAGUGUUUCUUUACUGUUAUGUCUCUCUAUGUUUUAAAUAUUUAUAUAUAAAUAUGUAUGAUAUCUUAUCUUCAUUAAUGACGCCAGAACGCUCAUACAUAAAUUAAGUCAAAAACUUAUUACUUCACGAAAGGUGGGCUAGGAAAGACAAGAAACAGGUCAACUUUUAAACACCACGUGUUCCUAGAUUUUUAAUAAGAUUGUUAUAAAUGGUAAAAAUUUCCCUUCCUAGUGCAUGAAAAUUCUUUCAAGUAACCAGAUGUAUAGGCUUGAUGUACAAUUGACUUUGGUUUACAGCGUCUCAGAUCAAGACCAAGCAGUGAAGCUAUAAUACCGAGUCAAAGCUUCCUAAUAAAGCUUUGAUUUUUCCAUGAUCUCGUGUUAUUUUUUAAUUAAAUAGAAAAAUAUUAUUGUACUGUACAACAUUAAAUAUUAGAUAGGACGAUCUAUAGGCAAGCCUUCUAUUCUCCAAAAUCAAUGUUGCGAAGUACACAAUGCGUGACAUCAAUUCUAUAUUGUUGUCUCAUCUAACGGAAUUUAUUGCGACACGUUGUGGGCCAGCAUUUGGUAUAAUUCAGAUGUUGACAUAAUGGAAACCAGCGGAGAACAAGAUGUCACGCGUCGGAUGUGUGAGGAGCCGGUUGAUUGCUUGGGAUCGCACAAGCUUCUCUGAUUGGAAAUCAAGCCUGCUCGUUAUAUCCUCUGAUAUUUCCCAGGGCGCAAGGAUCACAGGAGGAAGAAGAAGAGUAUGUUCCGAACUACGAUGGCUUCUUCCUUGUCGUUCAAUGCAGGGGGGCUGCCGGUUCUGCCUCUGCCCGGAAGCUACGGUCCGCCGCUGCUCGGCCCGCUCAAGGACCGCCUUGACUAUUUCUGGUUCCAGGGAUCGGAGACCUUUUUCCGGCAACGCGCCGCCACCUACAAGAGCACCGUCUUCCGCACCAACAUGCCCCCCACAUUCCCCUUCCUCACCAAAAAGAUCGACCCCCGCGUGAUUGCCGUUGUCGACUGCGCCGCCUUCCCGGCACUCUUCGACCUUUCCCUGGUAGAAAAGAGGGACGUUCUCAUCGGAGACUUCAUGCCCAGCACAGAUUUCACCGGCGGCAUGCGAGUGAUGGUAUACAUGGACCCCUCCGAGCAAAAGCACAACGCCGGGAAAGCCUUCUGCCUCGAUCUUCUCAAACGGAGAGCUCGCAUUUGGGUGUCGGAGUUCCUCCUCAGCACCGAUGUCAUGCUGACGACGAUUGAGAAGGAAUUGUCCGGGAGCGACACCCGUUGCGCUGGAUUGCUGGUUCCCCUGCAGAAGUGCAUCUUCUCCUUUUUGUGCAAGAGUUUGGCAGGGGCCGACCCGGCGACCUGUCCUGAGAUCGCCGACUGUGGCUUUGCCAUGCUGGACAAGUGGCUCUCUCUGCAGAUCCUUCCCACCACCAGUAUCGGGGUCCUCCAGCCGCUGGAGGAAAUUUUCCUCCACUCAUUUGCCUACCCAUUCGCCCUCGUGAAGGGCAACUACCAGAAGCUCUACGACUUCCUGGAGAAGGAAGGUGGUGAGGUCAUUGGAAUGGCCACCAGCGAGUACAGUCUCACCAAGGAAGGGGCGAUCCACAACCUCCUUUUCAUCCUGGGGUUCAACGCCUUCGGGGGUUUCUCCGUCUUCCUCCCGACAUUAAUCACCACCCUUGGGAGAGACACCACUGGACUCCAGGGCCGCCUCCGCGCCGAGGUCCGCCGGGUGCUGGCCAGAGGGCGCCAGCUUGGGUUCGACACGGUCAAGGAGAUGGAACUUGUUCAGUCCACGGUGCACGAGGUCCUCCGCAUGAACCCGCCAGUCUUCCUACAGUACGGCCGGGCUAGGAAAGACUUCCUCCUGAGCUCCCACGAGGCCUCCUUCCAAGUGAGGACAGGCGAGCUACUCUGUGGCUACCAGAAGCUGGCGAUGAGGGAUCCGAAGGUGUUCGACGAUCCGGAGACCUUCAACCCGGAUAGGUACAUGGGCGAAAAGGGCAGGCGGUUGCUGGACUACCUCUACUGGUCCAACGGUCCGCAGACGGCCACCCCAUCCACGGCUAACAAGCAGUGUGCUGCCAAGGAUUACGUGGUGUUCACCGCCUGCCUCCUGGUGGCGGAGAUCGUCCGCAGGUAUGAUGACUUCCGCUGCGACGGAAGCUCCCUCUCCGUCACCAAGCUGGAAAAGGCGGCUGCGUCGGCGGUGCCAGGCCCCGAGCUAGCGGGGAGCACCCGCAGAUAGAUAGUAGCGAAGGGCACUUCGAUGCAAUUCAACAUUACAAGAGACUCUACGUUUCGUUAUGUUAUGCAGUCAGAGGAAAAUAAGUCUACCGUACCUUUUCGCAACGGGCGUUAUGUUAUGCAGGGAGCUGUACUUUUCGCAACUGACGCGUUUCCAGCUACCCGAUCUCUAUCCAAUUAAUGCAUUCUAUUAUUGAGCAGUAUGGCCAAUGAUAUAGAUCUGUCGGCAGACAUAUCUUAUAAAAUAAUAAAAUGAUUGAUUUUGUGGGUCACCGGCUGGGCCCACUGAUAAGUCCUCAUUAUCAUGAGUUAAUAAUUAGUAAAUAAUAUAGUUUCAGCCUUAACUCAUGAUAAAUAGACUUAUAUUUGUGUUAAAGUAUGAUUUUUGGUUUUCAAUUGAUUAACGUGAAUUUUUGGGUAAUUAUGUGAUUUUAUACGAUUUUUACAGUCUUACUUUUGAGAUAAAUGAAGAACAAGAAAGAAAAAUAAAAAUAUUGCAAAAUGGGGGAAUCCGCCGGCCAGCCGGGCCCGCAAGCGGGUCGGAAGCGCAGUCUGGGAGAUGCCGCGAGCAGGGGCUCGAGUGGCUUAGCAGCUUGGAGCGGGAGGGCACGUGUGGGCCACUGCCGUUCCACGUCACCGAUGGCCAGCCGGCCGUGGGGCAAGGAGUGGUCGUACACGCAAGAGAAGGAAUUUUGAUGGCAACUAAGAUUACUAUAUAUUCGCUCGAAAAAUCGGCGCACAACCGAUGUGGGACUAAACCCGCGUCACACCUUCCUCAGAGGCGGGCGAUCGGCGCGGGUUCGAAUCCUCCCAGAGUCAAAAUUCAAUAUAUUUUUUAUCUGAUUAUCGCGACUUUCCUGCAGAUCGUCGGUGAAGGAUUAAGCAACAAUAAUCGCUGGAUCAUCAGCGAAAAUCUCGUCAACGCGAUUCGCGGAGCAUUGCUACUAAAAUUGCUGAACGAUUCGCGAUAAAAGGAUCGCGAAUCCAUCGAGUAAAUGAUCUCCAAUUGAACGACGAACAAGCCGUCGUCGGGAAGAGGACGAUCCGCCGGGAGACCAGUCGCCACCUCCUGAGAGCGUACCGGAUGCGAUGAAGAGCCUCCUCUUGCUGCGCGGACCUGAGGAUGAAGCUCCCUGACACGCGCCCCACCUCCAUCCAGCUCCUCUCUGUCGGGUGACAGCCGUCGGAGUGCCGCAAAGUCGCCGUUUUUCCGCUCUGCCGGGUGACAGCCACCGGAGACGAUUCGACAACCCACUUCAUUGAUCUCUAGGCUUCGCGAGAAGAUCUAGAGAUUGCCCACGUCGUCUUUGUCCAAGGAGAGCCUUUGAGGCCGUGGACACUGCACGACGAUCCUCCCGAACGCUCAGGAUUCCGGUGCAUCGCCGACGCAUCGCCGUCGCGACGCCGGAACUCUGUUUUCCUGCUUUCAAUUUAAUUUACGCUUCAUUUAGUGAUACUUUGUUGAUUUUAAUUUACCAAACUAUACUUCGUUCAAUUACGAUUCUUCCGGCUUUUACAGAUCUUAAUUUGAUUAAUUGAGUCGUCUGUAAUCGCCUACGUAAGAAUCGCCAGGCGGAACUUUGUUUCCGCCUGAUUCGCGUUCGCCGGGCGCUGACGUCAUCUUGACGUCCGCACCCUUAUUUCCUUUUUUUUCGUGAAUUUUAAAUAUAUUUCUUUUUUAUUUCCUAGUAUAAAAUUCGUAAGAAAAUCGUACUCAUUGAGGAAAAUUCUGAAUAAUUACCAUAUAUUAUAAUACAUCCCUGUGAUCGACCUGGAAAAUUACCCCUAUUUUUGGAAUUUUUAUUGAAUUAUAAUUGAUAUAUUUAUUUAGAAAUACUUCUAAAUAUCCAAAAAUUCGUAUUUUCUAGUUUUAUAAAUUUAAUAUUUGCGUGAUUUAAUAUACAACGACUAAGUCACGUCACCCACCAAAUCAGAGAUCCAUGUACGAGUAACAGUAUUAGUAUAAGACAAAAGGAGAGAGAGAAAAUAAUAAAAUGACAAAGGAAAUAGGUAUGCGACUGACGUGACUCAGUCGUUGUAUGUUAAAUCACGCAAAUCUAAAAUUUAUAAAACUAGAAAGUACGAAUUUUUGGAUAUUUAGAAGUAUUUCUAAAUAAAUAUAUCAAUUAUAAUUCAAUAAAAAUUCCAAAAAUAGAGGUAAUUUUCCAGGUCGAUCACAGGGAUGUAUUAUAAUAUAUGGUAAUUAUUCAGAAUUUUUCUCAAUGAGUACGAUUUUCUUACGAAUUUUAUACUAGGAAAUAAAAAAUAAAUAUAUUUAAAAUUCACGAAAAAAAAGGAAAUAAGGGUGCGGACGUCAAGAUGACGUCAGCACCCGGCGAACGCGAAUCAGGCGGAAACAAAGUUCCGCCCGGUGAUUCUUACGUAGGCGAUUACAGACGACUCAAUUAAUCAAAUUAAGAUCUGUAAAAGCCAGAAGAAUCGUAAUUGAACGAAGUAUAGUUUGGUAAAUUAAAAUCAACAAAGUAUCACUAAAUGAAGCGUAAAUUAAAUUGAAAGCAGGAAAACAGAGUUCCGGCGUCGCGACGGUGAUGCGUCGGCGAUGCACCGGAAUCCUGAGCGUUCGGGAGGAUCGUCGUGCAGUGUCCACGACCUCAAAGGCUUUCCUUGGACAAAGACGACGUGGGCAAUCUCUAGAUCUUCUCGCGAAGCCUAGAGAUCAAUGAAGUGGGUUGUCGAAUCGUCUCCGGUGGCUGUCACCCGGCAGAGCGGAAAAACGGCGACUUUGCGGCACUCCGACGGCUGUCACCCGACAGAGAGGAGCUGGAUGGAGGUGGGGCGCGUGUCAGGGAGCUUCAUCCUCAGGUCCGCGCAGCAAGAGGAGGCUCUUCAUCGCAUCCGGUACGCUCUCAGGAGGUGGCGACUGGUCUCCCGGCGGAUCGUCCUCUUCCCGACGACGGCUUGUUCGUUGUUCAAUUGGAGAUCAUUUACUCGAUGGAUUCGCGAUCCUUUUAUCGCGAAUCGUUCAGCAAUUUUAGUAGCAAUGCUCCGCGAAUCGCGUUGACGAGAUUUUCGCCGAUGAUCCAGCGAUUAUCGUUGCUUAAUCCUUCACCGACGAUCUGCAGGAAAGUCGCGAUAAUCAGAUAAAAAUAUAUUGAAUUUUGACUCUGGGAGGAUUCGAACCCGCGCCGAUCGCCCGCCUCUUCUGAGGAAGGUGUGACGGGGGUUUAGUCCCACAUUGGUUGUACGCCGAGUUUUUGGGCGAAUAUAUAGUAAUGUUAGCUUUGUGAGCAAAGUCCCUUCUCUCGCGUGUACGACCAGUCCUUGCCCCACAGCCGGCUGACCACCGGUGACGUGGAAGGGGAGUGGCGUACGCGUGCUAGACGGUCCCAAGUCAAGCCGCUCGAGCCCCCCUGCUUGUGGCUUACUCUCCGACUGCGCUUCCGACCCGCUUGCGGGCACGGCUGGCCGGCGGGUCCUCUCAUUUUUGCAAUAUUUUUAUUUUUAUUUCUUGUUCUUCAUUUAUCUCAAAAGUAAGACUGUAAAAAUCGUAUAAAAUCACAUAAUUACCCAAAAAUUGACGUUAAUCAAUUGAAAACCAAAAAUCAUUCUUUAACACAAAUAUAAGUCUAUUUAUCAUGAGUUAAGGCUAAAACUAUAUUAUUUACUAAUUAUUAACUCAUGAUAAUGAAGACUUAUCAGGUGACAACCGUCGGAGUGCCGCAAAGUCGCUGUUUUUCCACUCUGCCCGGUGACAGCCACUAGAGACGAUUCAACAACCCACUUCAUUGAUCUCUAGACUUUGCGAGAAGAUCUAGAGAUUGCCCACAUCAUCUUUGUCCAAAGAGAGCCUUCGAGGCCAUGA